Messenger RNA from Caenorhabditis remanei, 606 nucleotides. RefSeq lists its product as uncharacterized. The coding region runs from base 1 to 606 and encodes 201 amino acids. The record is from RefSeq and is a predicted model, not a curated record. Lineage: Eukaryota; Metazoa; Nematoda; Chromadorea; Rhabditida; Rhabditidae. The transcript has 3 exons.
AUGAAAGCUGAAGACAAAUGGAUUAUAGCUCCGUUGUCUAGUCAUAAAGAAGAGCUAGCCGAACUUGAAGCGUUAAUCAAGAACAUGAAAAACCGACAAACUGCAAGUGUUAUGACGGCACUUUAUUAUACAAUGGCAAUCGCUGUUACUGGGCUUCUGACAGUAGUUAUUCCUUCCAACAUCACGCGAACCACAUCAUUUAUUGUAUCGACUACACUCGUUUCUCUUUUUUCCACUGUUGGUCUUGCAAUGUGGAACAUAUCGAUAGGCUUGUCUCCACAGAAGAAAACAAUUGCAGCGGUGAUAUCCGUUUACGUUGUGACAAUUGCUGUUACAAAAAUGAUAACAUGCGGUGUGUCUCCCAACAUCACAACGAUAAUAUCACCGUUUGUUCCGUCCUUAUUGAUCUACCCGUUUUGUGCAUGUAAUCUUCUUACUUGGAUCAUCACGUCUAUUGAGAUCUGCUCGCGGUAUCAAACAUUACCCCUACUUGGGACUACAGAAACCGUUUUGAUGAAGUUGUGCCCAGAACGAAAAAAGUUGCGUCGGCAGAUUCUGGAGUUAGUCCGUCAAGAGACAGGAACAGUAAGUGAAGCUUCAAAAUAG